AGUAUUAUGACGCGUUGAACAAGACAGGGGUUGUUUCGAUAAUUCGCAAUUUUCUUUCUCUGCACGCCACACGGCCACCUCUCUCAUUUUCUCUCUCUUCCUAAAACCCCUUCCUCUUUUGUCCUACCGCCAUUACAAUUCAUAGCUCUCAUUUCAACUUCCCCCCCCCCCCCCCCCCGCCUUGAAAUCUAAAGCGAAAAACCGAAUUUGGAGAUGUUGGUGAGUAGAAUUUCAUCUCGGUUCCGGAGAGCCAUAUUAAAUCAGUGCCGCAGCUCGGUGCUCCUUUAUUCUCGAGAACAGCAACGGCAACAGCACGUUCCCGUUCUUGCAUUUCAGUUCCACUCACUUCGUGAUUUUAAAGAAAAGGUAUCUCUAUUCCAUGAAUCUGCCUUGCAACGUUUUGGAAUUUCAUCAUCUGCAUCUCCCCAACCUAAUGAAAAAGAGUCAUCUCAGUCCCAAAGUGAACCAGGAAGCACAAAAGAGAAUGGAGAUUGUGAAGCUUCAGUUUCUGCUGAUUCUCACGUUCAAGAUGAGAAGGAUGAAUCAGAUACAGAGGACCUUUCUAGGGAUGACUUGGUGAAACUUGUGGCUGAGAAGGAAGAACUCCUAAAGAUGAAAGAUGGUGAGUUUCAGAAAAUGCAGGACAAAGUUCUUCGCACUUAUGCAGAGAUGGAGAAUGUCAUGAACAGAACUAAACGGGAAGCAGAAAACUCCAAGAAGUUUGCCAUUCAAAAUUUCGUGAAAGCGCUUCUAGACGUUUCUGAUAAUUUGGGCCGGGCUUCUUCUGUUGUAAAAGAGAGCUUCUCCAAAAUUGAUGAAUCUAAGGAUACUGCAGGAGCUGUGCCACUUCUGAAAACACUUCUGGAAGGUGUUGAAAUGACUGAUAAACAGCUUGCCGAGGUAUUCAAAAAAUUUGGUGUCGGAAAGUAUGAUCCUACAAAUGAACAAUUUGAUCCAAAUAAGCAUAAUGCAAUAUUCCAAGUACCUGAUCCUAAGAAGGCUCCCGGCGUGGUAGCAGUCUGUCUUAAGUCGGGGUACACCUUGCAUGAACGAAUCAUUCGGCCAGCUGAAGUUGGUGUGACAGUAGCAGUGGAGAGUACACAGGCGGAUCAAAACACUGAAGCUUAAACAGGUGGGUCACAAGCCAAGGUUUUGGAGCUGGAAAAUCUGUAACAAGGUGAAAUCGGGAGAACAAUUUUUGCCCUCAAGAUUGAAAAGGAAUCGAGUUCUAGAUCCUCCAGUGGAAGCUGUGUGGGUCACACAGAUCUUAAGUUAUAAGUAGUUUCUUUUAUUAUUUUCUAUAUUUGUUUUUGCUAAGUUUAUUCUAGUGUCAUGUUAUCAGAGUGGUCGAAAUGAUGACGUUAUUCUUUGGUUAAUAAUGACGGCCCUAUUGCGCUGUCCAAAACUAGAGUGGUAUUAUACUGUGGGAACCCCAUACGAGGAGUGAGCAUAUCUUUUUCCAGGAAAUUACAAUUUGAGCAUUAAACCGAGUAGAGUAAUUAAUGUCUAUUUUCACUGGACUUGUCCUUUGGAGUCAAAA
Molecule: messenger RNA, 1540 nt
Organism: Nicotiana tabacum (common tobacco)
Lineage: Eukaryota; Viridiplantae; Streptophyta; Magnoliopsida; Solanales; Solanaceae
Source: RefSeq, a predicted model, not a curated record